AUGUACCAUCAUUCUCAAAACCGAGAGCUACUCAAGGACUUGCACAAACUGAUCAAUGACAUGAGAAAGGGUUCUAUUCAAUUGUUGGAAUACCAGGCAAAGCAAAAGCUCAAGGAUCUUCUACUUAACCCUGGAGAUGCAGUUGACCACAUAGAUCACCCGGUCGACUCUUUUUGCCUUCAGGGCACGCGACAGAACGUUCUUCGAGAUAUUUAUGAUUGGGCUGAAGAUACCAAAAGCCCAACUAUAUGUUGGCUCCCAGGAUUAGCCGGCACUGGAAAGAGCACUGUAUCUCGUACGGUUGCUCGUGAUUUGAGAGAUCGUUGCCUUGGAGGCUGCUUCUUCUUCAAGAAAGGUGCCGGUAACCGAGCAGGUGGUCGAACAAUAUUUUCCAUCAUUGCAUACCAACUUGCUUUGAACUUCCCACCAGUGCGGCAAUAUAUCAUCGAUGCAGUCCAGGAAGAUCCAUCAUCAGUAAUGCGUUCUAUGAACGAGCAAUGGAGGAUACUGAUUCGGGAGCCGCUCAACAAAGUACAGGAUAAAAAGUUCAUAACUGUGGUUCUUGUUGUCGAUGCACUUGAUGAGUGCGAUGCAGACGAUCGACGGAACAUGAUGGCACUUUUAACCGAGUGCCCUGAUGUUCUUAAGGUUUUCAUCACAAGCCGACCAGAGUUUGACAUUGAAGCACAUUUUGCUCGUCAUCAACAAUUGCACCGAGAGAUAGCUCUUCAUCGCGUCAAAAUGGCAGGUAGUCCGGAUUCAAGGCUGGAUUCCAUUAUUGAUGAUUCUCACCCAGUCAGAUCCGCUUACGAUGCAACGUACAUGCCAGUAUUGGAUCCCAUAUUGAACGGUACGCCAGCCGAGGCACAGGGCAAAGCUUAUGAUAGUUUCACUCAAAUCAUCGGUUCACUCAUUCUUUUAGCCAAUCCUCUUUCUAUGGCAUCUCUUGCUGUCUUGCUUGGUGUUGAAGAACAUGAUGUAGCUGGUACGGUCGAUCCACUGCGCUCAGUUCUCGACGUACCGCGGGAUGACGGCCCAAUCAAGCUAUUCCAUCUUUCGUUUAGGGAUUUCCUUCUCAGCAAGUCAGCAGGAGAUCUAAAAGUGGACGAGAACUCUACUCAUGCCAAGUUGGCAAGUAGAUGCUUGAGACACCUCGAAGGAGAACUGAGAACUGACAUUUGUGACCUUAAAUCUCCGGGCAGAAGUCGUUUCGACAUUGACCAAGAUACAAUCAACCAGAAGAUCCCUCAGGAAACCCAAUAUGCUUGCCGGUAUUGGGUUCAUCAUGUCAUCGGUUCGGGAAAGCAGUUGCAAGACAAUGAUGAGGAGCACCAAUUUUUGAAAAGGUUUUUCCUGAACUGGAUAGAGGUUUUGUGCUUGACAGGGCUAUUCUUUGAAUCUCCGAAAAUGCUGCAAGAACUGCUGAAGAUUGUUGACAAGACGUCAGGAAGCGAGAUCUUCAAGUUUGUCCAGGACGCGAUACGUUUUAUCCAUUUUUUCCGAGAUGGAAUUGAGAAAACUCCUCUUCAGCUUUACCACUCAGGAAUAUUAUUUUCUCCCAGUUUAAGCAUCGUUCCUCAACCCUUCGAAGACCGUCGUUGUCCAGAAUCAGUCAUGAGACUACCCGCUGUUGAUUCAGACUGGCCUCAGAACGUGCAAACGUUUGAGUUAGGGAGAAAAGCUAGUAGUAUACAGCUAGCCUUCUUAUCCAACAACAUUAUAACUACAUGGGGCUUUACAGCUGACGUUAAAAUAUGGGAUAUAUCUUCUGGCAGCUGCCUCAAAACACUAAAAGAUUGGAAAGAUAUCAGAAGCAGUGACAGGCCAUCGACAAUACUUGUUAUAGGAUGGUCGAUUUCCCGUGUCGCUUUCUCAAAUGAUGGAAUGAGCCUUUGCUCUAUCUCGAACGUUGCUACCGACUUAGAAAGCGAGCCUGUAUUCUUCAUCCACGAUCUUGACUCAGGGGAAUGCACAAGUCAGGUUCCAAUACGGAACGGCUAUGAUGAAAUUUUUCUCUCAACGAAGGAUUGGUUGGCCGUCUCCUCUAGUGGGCAUCAAACAGUGAUCUUCGACCUGAAAACGGGAACGAUUUCUCACGAAAUGGACAAGCUUACUACUGGCAGUCUCGCGAUCUCAUCUGAUGCAAAGUUACUCGCAACGGCUUCGGAAGACAAUAUUGUUAGAGUUUGGAACCUCUCUCCUCAGCAAUCGACUCGUGUGGGCAUGUUCCACCCUCGUGACGUUGAAUUCCUCACUAUAACACCAGACGGGAGCACAGUCGUCUCAGCUUGCAGAAAUCAGGUCAAGACUUGGGAUGUUUCAAGUGGUAUAUGCAUAGAAACCUUGGGCGAGUCAGACCCUAUGAGGUUCCGCACCGCGACUGAAGAUGGGUCGUAUUGCGUCAUGUCAUCAGGUCGCAACGUUGAGGUCUGGAGUCGUAAUCCAUGGCGACUAUUCAAAUCCCUACGAAGGGAAGAAGAACCACCCCACCCUAACUCCGGGCCGUGGGCAAUCUCUGAAAACGGUGAGCUACUUGCUCUACCAUUAUUUCAUAACGGGAUGCGAAAGACAGAGAUCUGGGACGUAUAUCGUGGCUUACUUCGGCAAGCCUUGGAUUUCUCGCCGCCGAGCGAUUCAAAGGCUGUGUUGUCGCCCGACGGGUCACUAAUUGCGUACACGAACGAGACGUCCAUCGAGAUUCGUCAGAUUUCGGAGUCAUGCAAAUUUCUCACACGCAUUAAGGAUGUUCACCCGUUUAACUUGACAUCAUUAUCAUUUCAUGGCCACAAACUGGUAGGCAUCUUGAUAACGGGAGAAAUAAUGUCUUGGGACACAAAGACAGGAAACCUCAUCAAUUCAUGUCAAACGGGGAUAUGGUGUUUGGGCAAAUCUUUCAUCAAUUAUGAGGUACUCCUUGGCCACGUUGGCCCCAAUGUCCACUUGAGACAAGACGUUUUGAAAGAAUUACAAGUUUCUAAUGACAAUAUCUGGAUAACUAGAGAUGAUGAGAGGGUUCUUUGGCUACCGCCAGAUUAUAGACCGUAUGAUUACCGCCAUUCAGGACUCAGUGCCUAUGCUUCGGGUUCUACGAUUGUUAUUGGAACUCAGUCGGGGCGAGUCUUGAUCUUGUGUAUGGCAGAUUGA
This is a messenger RNA of Fusarium graminearum PH-1, 3144 nucleotides long. RefSeq lists its product as uncharacterized. Bases 1 to 3144 code for a protein of 1047 amino acids. The record is from RefSeq and is a predicted model, not a curated record. Gene Ontology annotation, molecular function: protein binding. Lineage: Eukaryota; Fungi; Ascomycota; Sordariomycetes; Hypocreales; Nectriaceae. The transcript has 6 exons.